Molecule: messenger RNA, 2790 nt
Organism: Rhodotorula toruloides NP11
Lineage: Eukaryota; Fungi; Basidiomycota; Microbotryomycetes; Sporidiobolales; Sporidiobolaceae
Product: meiosis-specific protein HOP1
Exons: 16
Coding region: 1-2790 (929 amino acids)
Biological process (GO): meiotic recombination checkpoint signaling; synaptonemal complex assembly
Cellular component (GO): nucleus
Source: RefSeq, a predicted model, not a curated record
AUGGCCCAGAAACUGCGACCGCAACAGGCGCAGGCCGUCGACCGCCAGGUCACGAUCCAGUCGAGCUUGCAGCAGGUCAAGGAACUGCUCGAAGCUGGGAUCGGCUGUGUCGCCUACUUGCGCGGUCUCCUCCCCGAAGACUCGUUUGAAGACUACAAGCUGCUCGCCCCUCGCCCUCCCGUCUCUCGCUCGAGCUCGAAAAGGGAACGCUCCGAGGACCCUGCAAAGGAGAACACGCCGUCGUCUGUCAGGGUGAAGAAACUGAAGAGGGGUUCGUCGAGCGAGGCAGACAAGCUGCUCGACUACCUCGAGGUGGGUGCGACCGAAGCGAUCGAGAAGGGCUACCUUCACCAGCUCGUCUUCGCCAUCUACCUCGAUCCGGACGACCCGACCAACCUCGUCGAGAGCUACACGUUCACCUUCAGCUACGAGACAGACCCGGAGGGCAACAAGAAACCCGAGCUUGUCGUGCAAGACCAGCUGAGCGGUAUGGUCAUCUCAUCGUCGAUGUUCGGGCACACUUCGCGCGACAAUACUCGCAAGGAAGGCGACGUCAAGCGGCAAGUCCAGCAAAUGAUCAAGAACCUUAUCACGAGCACUCAAGUCCUCGACGAGCUGCCUCGUCGCCGCUUCCUCAACGUCCGCCUCUUCUACACAGAUGACACGCCGCCCGAGUACGAGCCACCGCACUUCCGCCCUGUCGCGAUCGACGCCCCUGGGUAUAGCUUCAGCACGCCCACUGUCGCGGACGAGCCCGACUUUGGCACGCUCGGGACGGUGGCGACUGGCUUCCACGGCGUCGCCCUCCACUCCGUCUCGAUCGCCCAUGUCCUCGACACCUCGUACGACGAGAACAUCUCGCUCGACGAGGCGCUCGUCCGCAACAAGCGCGAUGCCGCCUCUCGUCCAGUCGUCUGGAACGCCGAGAGUCUCGCCGAGCGAGUCACGGACGAGGACGACAAACUCGUCGUGGCCGAGCCUGUCGCCGUCAAGGAUCCUUCCGGCAAGAUUAUCCCGUUCGAGCUCGUCAGCUCGGCCGAGAGCGAGGAGAUGGCGCACUUGAGGCAGAAGAUCGGGAUCGAGUUUAACGAGGACGCACUUGUCGUCGCCAAGGGUCACAUGGAGGAGACGCUUGUCGACUCGAACAUUUCGGACAACGAGGCGCUGCGUCGAGCAAUCGCUGCCACCGAUAAACGCCCGCCCUCGACGAGCUCCCCCGCCACGCAGGUCGCGCCAGUCGUCUCGCGCCAGCGCUCGUGCCGCCCUCCUGUCCCCCUCUUCGGCGAGUCGACGGAGCAGUACAACCAGCGCAUCUCGGCCAGUCAAGCUACCGAGCCGCAGGUGCCGCAGGCCUCGCAGCAGAAAGGUGACGACCGCAAGGACAAGCGGGACGAGAUGCCUGUCGAGACGCAGCUGUUCGACUACAGCCAGACGCUCCCGGAAGCGCAGAUCGUCGACGAAGAGUCGGACGAGGAGGCAGAGCCGGACACGGUUCAGACGCAGGAGAUGCAGACGUCGCCAAAGAAGGCAACGAAGACCGCCGAGACGAAGAGCAAGCGUCCGACCGCGAAGAGCUCGAGGAAUCGCUCGAAGUUCGCUGGAGAUGCGUGCGAGUGCGGCGACAAGUCGGACGACGGCGGGAUGAUCUGCUGCUCGAACUGCGAGGUCUGGAAGCACGCCGCCUGCUACGGCUUCGAGACCGUCAAGGACAGCCGCAUCCCCGACGUGUUCGUCUGCUACCACUGCCGCACGCAGGCCGGCAUCGCCGAAUCCAUCCUCGACCCCGACAGGGAGGCCGAAAUUGAGCAAGCGAUUGCGGACUUGCAGAGUUUGGCGCUCUUCCGCCGUGCGCUCGCCAUCGUCUACAGGGAGGGUCUGCUCGGCAUGAAGGAACUGGCGGAGCGCCUCGACGUCGACAAUGCUACCGCAGGACAGGUGCUCAAGCGCCUCAAGGCUGAAGACUUCGUCCUCGAGCAGACUGGGACCCGUCGCCAGCGCGGCAAGAACAGCACGCAGCCCGAAUCGAUGAGGGCUCCCGCUCUCUGCGUUAACAAGCACCCGAAGCAGGUCAAGCGCAAGAAGCUCGAGUACUUCAACCCUGGCCAAGGCGCCGAACUCGCUUUCACCGCUGCUCUCGAGUUGAGCGACGCGGACGCUGAUGCUGACGGACAGCAAGAGGACGCUGCGAUGGCAUGUCCAGCGCAGCCCGUUGUCCGCUCCGACCCGCUCACCUUUGCCUCGCAGGUCUGCCGCUUCGAAGAUGCGCAGAAUGCUCAGCCUUCCGCUUCCGGCUCUCGUCAAGCUGCUGUCCUCGUCGAGGCGACGCCUUCUCCCGCACCUUCCCGUGCGCAGACUAUGGAUGCUUCCCAAGCCGACUCGAUCGUCGACAACGCUUCGCAGCCUGCGAACGGCAUCCUUCGUCGCGAGUCGACCGAGAUCUUCUCGACGCCCGCCAACUCGUCGUCUGCUUCUGCUGCGCUCUCCAAAGCUGCUGCCGCGCCUCGUCUGCCUGUCUUUGAAGCGCCGAAGUCUUCCUAUGUUCCGCGCUUCGACAAGAAGGGCAAGGGCAAGGCGCCUGCCAAGCUCGCCAACGAUCCCUUCCAUCGUGCUUCGUCGUACAGGCAGGACCCCGACUUGAUGGACAUCGACGAAGCCGACUCCGAAGCUCUUCCUUCCAAGCGUCGCUCGCUGGGCGAGAUCGAUUCGAAGGCCGACGGAAGCUCGUCGGCGCGCACGAGGAGGAGCAACCCGGUGAAGAAGUGCAGCGAGGCGAGCGAGAUUGAGGUUUGA